ACAGCAGGCAUGUCAGUGGAGCACUCAGGCUCGUUGAGAGAAGAGAUGGCCACUGAGCAGUGGGAGUCCACGGUCAUGAGUACUCCAGUCAUGAUGAGGCUGGCCUCGCCUCCUCUCACCCAGGCCUCUAUCAGAGAGACGAGGGAGCCACUGUCCCUCUCAGAGGUUCCCUCCAGUCUGGCUCGAUACGUCAGGAACGACGGAGACUCUGGAUAGCAGACAAAUAGCUGGUUGUCUAUCAUUUCUGGCCCACACUCUGAACAAGAUGACUUUAACUCCUUCACUACUGCAGCAGUAAUGUGCUCCAGUUUCAGGGACCUCUCUGAACUCUGUAACAAA
Molecule: messenger RNA, 339 nt
Organism: Geodia barretti
Lineage: Eukaryota; Metazoa; Porifera; Demospongiae; Tetractinellida; Geodiidae
Source: the annotation of a GenBank genome assembly